Messenger RNA from Aspergillus piperis CBS 112811, 1479 nucleotides. Its product is annotated as O-acetyltransferase. Lineage: Eukaryota; Fungi; Ascomycota; Eurotiomycetes; Eurotiales; Aspergillaceae. The coding region runs from base 1 to 1479 and encodes 492 amino acids. The record is from RefSeq and is a predicted model, not a curated record. The transcript has a single exon.
AUGACCGCCAGAACUCACACUCCGUCGUUCCAGCCUUAUACCCUCACGCCUCUGGACCACCUGCUCCCUCCUCAUCAUGUGUUCGCUUAUAUGUCUUUUCGACCUGAACAGCCGUCUGAAGCAGUUGAUGCGAUAGAUUCCGGCCUAUCAAACUUGGUAUCCCAGUGGCCAUUCUUGGCUGGCAAUGUUGCGAUGGUGCAGAAGGAGAAAAGAAGAAACGUCAGAGAGUUGCAGCCACCGACAACAUCGGACCUCCUUCAAUGUCCCCUGUUACAUGUCAAACACCAUCAACACACCAUUUCAGAUGCUUUAGCCUCGCCAGUCAUCGAUCAUGAAAUGCUAAACGUUCCGAAGACACUCUCGAAUUCCAACCCCAUACCUGCUGUGCGGUUUCAGGCCAAUGUCAUGCAAGAUGGACUCAUUUUAUGCCUCGCCUGGCAUCAUCAAGUAAUGGAUUCGCUAGGCGUCACCAUAAUUUUGCACGCUCUAGCUCGGUCUUGCUCUGAACGGGAUCAAAAGAGUGCCACUCCCAGACGUCUUCCGAUGGACCACGAUAAAGAAGAGCAGGCAAGGAGGAGGAUAAACCAAGCUGCCAACACCAGCAACCCCGACCUCAAGGAUGCAUACUGUGAGACUAGUUAUGAGGAAAUACGUGGACGACAGCCCGACUCAAUCAUCUGUCGUCGUUAUACUAUGCAUACAGACAGAGUCAACUACCUCAAAAACUCGUGCAACAAUCUUGCCCAUGAGCUUGCCAAGGGUCAUUCAACGUCACAGAAAAUCUCACAAAGUGAAAGCCAGUACAAACUUGAAAGCAUCUCAAGUGACGAUCUGGUAACUGCUCUAGCAUGGCUCUCUGUAUCCCGCGCUCGUCGUCGAGUUGCUUCCAAGCAUUCGUCAAGAUUACCGCGCGUAUCCUCUUUGUCCAGAAAUAUAGAGGUUCGCUCAAUACUCCAACCUCCUCUUCCAAGAAGCUACCUGGGGAAUAGCCUCGUGCUAGCGAAAACCCAGUGCGAGUGGAAAGAUAUCCCUACUCCACAGGAAGCCCCUCCCGUAACCCGAAAGCAAAUGGACAAAGAAACAAUCAACGCAUUGCUCAAACUAGCCCUGAUGUCUCGAGCCAAAUGCAAGUCGAUUCAAGACGAGCAAAUUCGCGGUCUCAUAGGCCGUGUGGAAGAGUGCGAUGAUUUCUCGUCAGUUUCUGGUGCCCCUGCCGAGGUUAUAAUGUCCAGUCUUCGAAAAACUGACAUAUAUGCCUCGGACUGGGGUAAGAAACUGGGGCCACUGUUGGACUUUGAUACCAUUGACGGUCGAACCGAUGGGUUGACUCUAAUUCUACCCGAUAGAAAUCCCGCUAGGAGAGGAGAGAGCAAUUGGGAAGUCCGCGUGAACCUACCCGUAGAAGUUAUGGAAGAGUUUGGGAAAGAUGAGCUGUUACUUUGGGUCACGGAGGCAGAAAAGCCAGGAGCGAGGCUGUAG